AUGUCCUCCCCGUCUUCCUCCUCGACCCCCUCGCCCUACCCCGCCCCUCAUCCAACCAACUCCCUCCUCCUCGCCUAUCAAGUCCGAACCCGCACGAUUCUCCUAGCAGGCGGCGGACCCGUCGCCGCAUCCCGACUCUACCAUCUCCUCUGCGCGCGGCCGAAGAAGCUCGUCCUCUUCGCACCGGACAACGAGGAUAUCGACGACGAGUUUCGAUGGCGCGUCGAGGGCGAGAGCGAGGACGCGAAGAAGGGCAGAGAAGGUAUCGAGAUUGAGUGGCGGAAGCAGGAGUUUGACCCGACGCAGAACAAGGAGGAUCUCGCAUUGCUCGACGGAGACGAGAUCGACAUGGUCCUCACCGCUAUCCCGAACCCGACUCUCUCGACCAAGAUCUGCCGACUAUGCAGAGCUCGCCGCAUCCCCGUCAACGUCGCCGAUGUCCCUCCUGAAUGCGACUUCUACUUCGGCUCGGUCCUUCGACGAGGAAGCCUCGGCGUCAUGGUCUCGACGCAGGGCAAGGGUCCGCGAGUCGCAGCUCGCAUUCGACGAAAACUCGAGCGUGCGAUACCGGAGAACGCGGGCGAGGCGAUUGAGAAUGUCGGACAGCUGAGGAAGGGUUUGAGGGAGAUCGAGAAAGGGACGGGCAAGGAGGCGAUCGAGCGACGAAUGGGCUGGAUGAUCCGGGUGUCGGACAAGUGGAGCUUGGCGCAGCUCGGCGAGAUGGACGAGCGGAUGCGGAACGAGGUGUUGGCGGGAUGGGAGAAGGAUGAGGCGAGAGGGUACUGGGACGUCAAUCGCGGCAAGUACGGCGGACUUGGCUGGCUGGCGAGUUUCGCGAGUCGGCUUGGCGUCGGUACAUGCCCUGUCGUCAAGGAUCCGGACGGCAGCGCAGCCAAGUGCCCCUUCGUGAUGGGCUCGACCGGUUUCGUCCUGGGCGCGGCAACGGCAGGAGCAGUGGCGGCCUUCUGGAUGCGGCGGCAGUAA
This is a messenger RNA of Rhodotorula toruloides NP11, 984 nucleotides long. RefSeq names its product precorrin-2 dehydrogenase / sirohydrochlorin ferrochelatase. The record is from RefSeq and is a predicted model, not a curated record. The transcript has a single exon. Gene Ontology annotation, biological process: siroheme biosynthetic process. Gene Ontology annotation, molecular function: precorrin-2 dehydrogenase activity; protoporphyrin ferrochelatase activity. Bases 1 to 984 code for a protein of 327 amino acids. NCBI's taxonomy places the organism in Eukaryota, Fungi, Basidiomycota, Microbotryomycetes, Sporidiobolales, Sporidiobolaceae.